AUGGCUUCUGAUCCAUUGGUCACCCACAUUCUGGGAUAUGGCCUGGUCAGGGUUUUCCCCUUCUUGAACCUCCAUGGCGGCGCCCAAGUGACCCCAUACAACGCUUAUCACAAAUGCCCCGACGAGAUGGCCCACAGUGAGAUCUCCAUCUACGAUGACGCUUAUGUUUCCUAUCACCAGGGAACCGGCGUAAACGCCCAGAAUGACUCUGGAGACGCUGAUGACUGUAUCAGCCUGGUCUUUACCCAAGCUUUGACUCGCCAGUGCGUCAAAUGCGGCAUCCGAGACCACGCCCACACCAUGCAUGAGCUUGCCUGCAGCCAUCACCUCUGCCGCUCUUGUCUCAUUGUCAGCGUGGGCAUGGGUGAAAGCCACUCCAUUUGGUCCCCAAAAAGGAUAUGGGCCGCCAGUCUCGCUCUCUUUGACGUCAAUUCGCCUCAUUACGCUGCCACCAUUAAGGAAAAGGGCGCGGUCAUCACCGAGCUCUGGUUCCAGUUCAACUGGGCCUGCUGUGGUACGGUCAUCCCUUUUUCAGACUUCCUUGAUGAGCAUGGUCGCGCUUGUCUCGGCCGAGACUGGUCGAAUGCCCUGGUUCGUAGCUGGUCCUACGUCAUUCGGCGCAUCGAAAACAAUGGCAGAUACAUCGUUGCCAACCCUACGGGCUACCGUAAGGUAGAUGCGACACUUGCCGACCACACUCAGUUGCCGAUCGGUCAUGAGCCUGUGCAUGGCUCCUCGAAUGCUCCUAGCGACGGUGAGCAGAUUUCGAUUGGGGGCAAAUUUGGAAGCAACCGACCCUCUGGAGGUAACGGCCAAAUCAUUUCCCCUCUUCUUUCGACUACCUCUCUUGCCUCGGAGACCAUUCGACCACUUGCCAAGUUUAACUUGUCGAAGAAUGUUCGCAAGAUCUUGGCAGAUGUGCCUGGCUUUGAGUACAUGAGGGAUUCCAAAUGGGAGAAGUACCAGGCCGAGUCCGAGAUCUCCUCGCCGGAGAGUCUCAAGACUAUCUCAGAUUCGCCGACCAUUGCCUCGGAGGACCUGGAGAGUCCCCCUACCUCCUUUGCCGACUGGCAAUCUGUGACGAUCAAGGGUGUCUAUGAUCUUGACAAUGACGCCCAGAGCUUCUCUAGUGACGUUGUAGAGACUGGAGAUGAGAUUCAGCACCCGGGACUCCUCGAUGGCCAUCUUGGCCUUAAGCCCCUUGUCCCCUCGGACAAUCUUGAUUCUCUCUCUGAAGACAGUGGUGAUGAUGGAGACUGUGAAGAUGAUAGUGAGGAUGACAGUGAAGACGACAGUGAUGAUGACCGUGAUGAUGACCGUGAUGAUGAGAGCGAUGGUGACAGUCACGAGGAGACCGACGAUGACGAAGAUGAUGACUACGAUAGCGAGGACGGCGAGUAUGACGAGGACGAGGAGACCGAGGAGGAUGUUGGCAAUAGCCCACAGUCCUCUCCACUCUUCUUUUCGGACGAGGAGGCCCACUAA
Scedosporium apiospermum is the source of this 1485-nucleotide messenger RNA. RefSeq lists its product as uncharacterized. The coding region runs from base 1 to 1485 and encodes 494 amino acids. The transcript is spliced from 2 exons. NCBI's taxonomy places the organism in Eukaryota, Fungi, Ascomycota, Sordariomycetes, Microascales, Microascaceae. The record is from RefSeq and is a predicted model, not a curated record.